AUGUCGCUCGCCUACACGAUUACGCACCUCGCCCUCCUCCACUUCCGCAUCCUUCCCUCGUUCUCGCCCGCCGCCCUCGCCCAGCGCCGCCUGUCCACCGCCAGUAACAAGCCCCCUUCCAGCUCCGUGACUCUUGCUCUCAUGACAUUGACCAGCAUCUACUCCCUCGCGUGGCUCGCACAAGCCUCGCUGUGCACAGCCUGCGAGAUGGCGCCCAUCGCGGCCGGAACGCAAGGCAACGUGCCAGCAUGGUGUCCCCAGUCCCGCUUCCGUGACGUGCCCUCCACCGACCGUGCCGACCGUGCAGCCAUGCUCGCUUCCCUGGCGCUUGUCAAGGAUGCAAUCAAUUGGGUGAUUUUUGUCGCGGGCUUAUGCAUGGUCGAGUGCUGUCGUCGUGGUUGGAUGUGCGCGCGGACGAUGGAGAUGAGUGCGGACCGUGAGGGCCUCGUGAGGGCGUAUGAUCCUGGUGUUGCGCAGAGCUGGUCGACCAAGAGCACGUCUGGACCCGCACCCACCGUCGCUGCCUACGAAAUGGGCUCGCUGCCCCCGCCCCCGAUUUUUGCCGACAGGAAGGUCAAGAAGAAUAGCUAUCUGGGCUUACGAGCCGUACAGACUGUGCCGGUCAACUUGGGCGUGCCUGGCGUGGGCUAUGCCACCAGAGUCUGA
Cyphellophora europaea CBS 101466 is the source of this 666-nucleotide messenger RNA. RefSeq lists its product as uncharacterized. The coding region runs from base 1 to 666 and encodes 221 amino acids. The transcript has a single exon. Lineage: Eukaryota; Fungi; Ascomycota; Eurotiomycetes; Chaetothyriales; Cyphellophoraceae. The record is from RefSeq and is a predicted model, not a curated record.